Messenger RNA from Talaromyces atroroseus, 852 nucleotides. RefSeq lists its product as hypothetical. Lineage: Eukaryota; Fungi; Ascomycota; Eurotiomycetes; Eurotiales; Trichocomaceae. Bases 1 to 852 code for a protein of 283 amino acids. The record is from RefSeq and is a predicted model, not a curated record. The transcript is spliced from 2 exons. Gene Ontology annotation, biological process: transsulfuration. Gene Ontology annotation, molecular function: thiosulfate-cyanide sulfurtransferase activity. Gene Ontology annotation, cellular component: mitochondrion.
AUGAUCUCUCCUGACGAGCUUCAUUCGAUUCUUUCUGGAGAUUGGUCUUCAUCACCGCAGCGUAUUGUCCCCGUCGCAGCAGGGCGAGAAGCGGCCCUCACGUCGUUCGAAACAAAGCAUAUCCCAGGCUCCGUGUAUGACUCUUCUUUAUUCUUCAAUAUGGACAAAAUCUGCGAUACCGCUUCCCCGUAUCCGCUGAUGUUACCAACACCAUCCCAUUUUGCAAGCUGCAUGGCCAACCUCGGCAUCCGGCCAGACGAUAUUCUAGUCAUAUUCGACACUCUUGAAGCCGGAAUGUAUUUUUCGGCACGUGCAGCUUGGAUAUUUCGAUAUUUUGGCCAUACCAACGCUCACGUGCUGAACAAUUUUCCCAACUAUGUGGACGGCGGAUAUCCAGUCUCGGGGGGGAAGCUCAUGGCACUCGAGGGCGAAAGAAAGCGUUAUCCCUCGCGAGAACCAGCCAGACCAGAAGAUGCAUUGACAUUUGAAGAGUUGAACGCAUUGCUUCUCUCUGCGAGAAACGGAGCACUGCAGUAUCAAAUCUUGGACUCUAGACCGGCGACGCUGUUCUCAGGGGCUGGCCACAUGCCCUUUGCACUGAAUAUUCCCCUAGGGUCAAUGCUCGAUGAGAAGAGAGCUCUCCUUCCUGCGCCGCGCUUACGAGCGCUGUUUGAAGAAAAGGGCGUGGAUGAGACGUUGCCUGCGAUUUUGUCGUGCAAUUCCGGCACGACGGCUGCCACUUUAGGGCUGGCUUUGCAAGUCAGCGGUUAUAAUAUACGAACACGCAUUUAUGACGGCAGCUGGUCAGAAUGGAGUACGAGAGCCGAUGAAUAUAUGAUUCUUUUGGGUUGA